This is a messenger RNA of Rhopilema esculentum, 5309 nucleotides long. Lineage: Eukaryota; Metazoa; Cnidaria; Scyphozoa; Rhizostomeae; Rhizostomatidae. The record is from RefSeq and is a predicted model, not a curated record.
UGUUAACCGGAUAUUACAGUUAACCAGCUAUUAUUGGUAACCGGAUAUUACAGCUAGCCAACUAUUACAGUAUGAAGGUUGUUACAGUCAACCAGCUAUUAUUGGUAACCAGAUAUCACUGCUAACCAGAUAUUACUGUUAUCCGGAUUUACUGCUUGCCGGUAAUCACUGUUAGCCAGUUGUAACAGUUAACCAGCCUACAGCUAGCCGGUUGUUACAGUGAACAGGUUGUUAAUGUGAACCAGUUAUUAUUGUUACUGCUAUGCUACUGCUAACCGUUAAGUAUUGCUAUCCAGUUAAUAUUGUUGACCAGCUAUCAGCUAAGAGGCCCAGCUCGAAAACUCAAGUCUUCCGCCUUUUUAUUUCGAUACUGUAGUAACCAUUGUCGAAUGUAAUCAAUUCAUCGAUUGUAUCAUAAUCAUUAACACUAUCUUUGUCUCUUUAUCCGCAUUAACUUAAUCACUUAAUCAACAGCACAUUUGUAGCGUCCCCUCCUUCUAUGUGUAUUGCAGUCAGUAGAUUCAUUAAAACCCAACAGUCACACAAUAUUGUCUCUUGCUGGCUCCGUGUUUUCUGCGCCUUGAAUCGAAUCAUAAAAAACGACGGCAUGUCAAGAAAAGAACUUGCAAUAGAAUUAAUAUAGGAACGUAUCAAAAUCAACAGUCGUUCCAAUAAUACUUUGUACUGCAAGUUCAAAACACAAUACGUCUUCAUUGGAAAAACAAACGAUUUUAAAAGAAAUCAGCGCGGAAUAAAAUGCUCUUGCUCGAGCUAUUGAAUGCCCACUUUUAUCACCGCAAACAUCAAAUAGCCACCCCACCCACAUUGAAUAAUUUCGAUUUUGUUAUUUAACAUGGCAAUCACUUUUCGUAAGGCAAAGAUAUCUUGCGCCAUUUUUCGGAAAUAAGAGAAGAUCCAAAGCUAUCAAACAAAAUUAGGCAUCAGAUAGUAGUCUAAUUAUUCUGUGACAUUAGAAUCGAAAAUUGUUGUAAGACCGUUAUCAAUUCCUAAAAUAAUAACGAUGAGCCAAUAUUGGAAAGGUUAUCUGAUACCAACAAGAUAAUGAAAGCCCCCCCACACAAGACACUUGUUGAAAUAAUUGUCGUAUCUUGAAAAUAAUUGCGCAAUUCCUUUUUAGGACCUACGGUCCUAGCAAAAGACACAUGAAAGGAAACUUGGCACGCCAAGUUCAGGUCAUGGUUGUUAGAUUUUGGUUAAUUAAAAUGUGGACUUGAAUAGCACAUUGGAUUCUAUUGAAAAUAAGAUUUUUACUCGGAGAAGAAGCACUAGGAAAAGAGAUAACUGCACAGUACUUGGUCAUGUGACCAACUGAAGAACACCUGCCUGAUAACUGCAAAGGAUUCUGCAUAUCUUGUGUCUCCUGAGCGAGGGUUAAUACAAAUUAGCAAAACAGCAGACGGUUAUGCCACGAAAAAAGCCACAGCUGAUGAAGAUUGAAGAAGCAACAUUUGGCUUUGGUGUUGAUGGCCUGUAGCCUCUACAUUAAAUCGUCCUUCAUCGAUAACAGUCCCGGAUUAUCAUUACUGCAAGAUUUGCUUCGGGGAUACAAAAUAAGGUCCGUUGGUACUUACCCAAAGAUCAAGGAUGACCUUCCACAUUGUCAAGAUUACAUUCUACGUUCUAAUUUGUUUUGCGAGCGUGACCAGUAACGCUGUAUUGAUAACAAUACUCCUUCGCUUCGAGCAUCUUCGAACAACAGCCAACCUUUUUGUGCUGAACUUGGCGCUAUGCGACGUUGCGACUGUGCUUCUGGGGAUACCAUUCACAAUUGGCGUCGAGGAAUCAUAUUCUUACCCCUUUGGGAAAGCUGGUUGCAAGAUAUUGAUGCCAGCGGCAACGGCUGCAUUCAAUUCGGCUGCGUUUACACUGCUUGCAAUUGCUAUCGACCGCUUUUAUGCAAUCAUGUUCCCAAUGAGAGCUCGCUUGCAAUCCUGUAAAAAGAAGUCAUUUGUCCUCUGUCUUCUGCACGGCUUGUCGAUUGUUUCCGUCGUCCCAUUCUCAAUUCACCAAAGGUACAUUAAGAAUGUAGAUAAACACGUAUGCAUUGAGGUAUGGCCAGAAGGCGGCAGUCGAAUCUACACGCUGGCUUUGUUCUGUAUUCAAUAUGCGUUGCCAUUAACACUAAUAGCGAUCCUAUACAGCGUGUCGUGGAAUGAAAUUCGCAAGAAAAACAAAGUGAUCAUAGAGAUGCAGGAAGUACAACAAAGAGGAAAGUGCCAUUUCAGCCGAUCUCAAAGCUGGGACGCUGCCAUGAGGCGACAUGACUCAAACUCGUUGCCAAUGGGGAACACGUCCAAAGGAACCGAAAAAGUGGUCAUAAAAUCAACAAGUAGUUACUCCUUCAAGUCAAACUACCUUGAAGCUGUGGAGGAGGGGAGCAACUACGAGCCUACUGAUAAUGCCCAAGAUGACGAUGAAACAGCCACUAGGGAGGAGACACCCAUCAUCAGUUCGACGGAUGUUGCGAAUCAAAAUAGUGUAAAUCGAGAAGAGCAGAAGAAAUUUAAAAAGCGCAAUCAAUCUUCUCCUUACUGGUCCGGUAAAUUUAUCUAUAAAAGUAAGAAGCCGGUUCAAAGAGGUGCAAGUCAAUACGCCCGCACGACUGUUGAGACAAGGCAGCUUGUAAGCACGGAAGACAGUAGCGGAGUCAAGCGGUUUGCUGUUUCCCCGGCCGGAAGCAGAGCUAGUCCGAUCAUGAAUCAUCUGAAGAGAAAGCGCGAUAAGAAGUCAAAAAUUUUAAAGUUAUGUAAACCAUUAAGCAAGAGGAACAACAGGAGGAAAACAAAGGAUGAUGGUUCACAAGGUAGCAGUGAAAAUACGAAAAUGCUCGGGCAAGAUGCUUCGUCUAGCACAGAAAAUAACCUCAAAAGUAUCAGUCCUCAAGCUGAAUGUGAGGGACAACAAAGACGGCCUACACUACUAGGUGAUAAAGAAGAAUUGGAUAGCGGAGGGGAAACCAAUUAUUCAACUGGCCAAGGUGUUACAAAACCUGCUUUUCGGCUGAAGAGAAAGGCUACAUCGAUGGAAGGAUGCAAGCAAGCAGCUGAGGCAGCAGCGGGUGUCGCAACCUCAACGAGACAGGCAUCUGGUAUGACAAACGAAGAAGCGAAGAAACAGACCGUUGGGGUCCACCAAGAGCUAAGCUGUGGGCGAAUGCCUGGGCAAGAACCUGGUAUGACGUCAACAACAGCCGUUUCACAAUACGUGGAAUCGUCUAAUGCGAGCAAAAUGAAGCAGAGCGCAAGUUCACCAGCAAUUUCAACAGCAGCAACCCAAUCGCAGAGAAGGAGAGAGUCGAUGCCUGCAGCCUGGCAGAAAUCUACGAACCAACAGGAAGUCAAAGCGACCAGAUUCAGUCAGAAAAAACGUCUUACCCAGGUAGUGUCGCAAAAUAGUAAUGAGAGUAUGAGUGUCGCAUCGAUCAAGCGAAUGAAGCAAACACGGCGCACACUUCGAAUGUUCACCUGUGUUGUUGUCGUGUUCGCAAUUUGCAUGCUGCCAAAUCAGAUCACGUGGAUAUGGAUGGCAUUCAAUGGGGCACAUUUGAAUCAUAUACUCUACACCGUCUUCUACUUUCUAACUUAUACCAAUUCUGUUAUCAACCCGUGGAUUUACGGGGCGGUGAAUCCAAGUUUUCGAAGGGCCUACAGUAAGAUAUUUUUCUGCAAAUCAAAUCAGAAUUUAACAAGACGAAAUCCAACGCGAAGCAGCAGCAAGCUGAGUUUUUUGUGGCUAGGCAGCCGAACAUCGGAUGCAAAUACUUCUACGCGGCAUUGGAACUCAAGAAAAUCUCUAAUCGAGAAUGUCGCCUAAAGAUAUGCCGCUCGUGAUUUGCGAAAACAUUACUUAGACUGCACUUUAUUAAAGGCAUUGAGUCAUGAUAAAAUGGAUAGGGUAUACCCUAAGUGCCAAAAUCCGCUGAGUCAUGAUUUUCAUGACUGCGAUGCUAUUGGUUGACCUUGAACUGGUCACAUGAACUCACCUCGUACUGAUUGACAAAGCAGUUUCCAUCAAUAGCAAGUUGUCAACAACGGAUGCCAAUAUCACAUGAAACAGCAGCGAUCACGCCGAAACCAAAUGACCCCCUAUAGAGAAGGCCUAUUUACCAUGACUCAAUGCCUUUAACACUGAAGUGACUAGUUAGGGUCAAAAUAUCAAAGACUAUCUAACACCGGCACAUAGUCGGUUGCAAUGAUUACAAAUCCAGUAAAAGUAAGUAAAUAUCCACUUGCCCCUUUAGAAGUGAAGAUCGGUCUUGGUGGGGAUUGGGUUUGAGAGGAAGUGUGUCAAGCGAAGUGCAUCACUUGCAUCGGCAGCCAUUUUCUCAAUUUCCUGGUACAAAUAACACCCCAAUACCUUUAUGAGUUGGUAAUCUCCGAGAAAUAUCGAGUAGGGGGAGGGAGUUGCAUUGCAAAUGCCCCUAAACCCUCCAUUACCCUGGCAUUGUAGAAAACACAAUCAUGUCAAACAAAAAUUCAGCAAAUUAUAGCAUAUGGGUUUAGCUUUAUUAUUUGGUAAAUAUUAUCACUCUGCUUAAUACAUGUAUAUAAAUAACGUCUCUAUCCGUGAUAGGCAGACGAUGUUUUACUUCGGACACUUUCGAACGGUCCGUAACAUUUAUUGUUAUUAAUUGCAAUAGCCGCUGGAAGGUUAAAUCAGUUCUAUGAUGUAUCACGUUCAGCUUUGUAAUCUGGGGGAUACUCCCAUAUGAAAGGCAGUGAGGGGGAUGCCGCCAAAGUUAACUUUACGAAUCAAUGCCACGACUCGAUCACAGCUCAACAAGAAAUAUCGCACGACAGGGACAGAUUUAAGAAAACAAGUGUCAUAUUACCAAUUAAUCUGAAAACUAUGUUGGUGAUUUUUUAGUUAAACAGGAGUCAGUAGCAGUUUCUUUGAGCAAGCAAAAGUAUUUCUGUUAUUGCUGUUACUGAUAUUUUCCGACUAGGGAGGGUAAAAAGAGACCCCCUCUGCUAUGCAGAUUGUCAUACUGGGUUAUUCCCUAGAUUUGUAGUUCAAAGACAAAGCAAUCACAGGAGCAACUAUGCUUGCUGCGAAAAAUCCGUAUCUAUAAUUUUGCAUUAACGUUUAGAAUGCAUAUCAUAUUAGCUAAAAUAUAAUGGCAUAGACAGAAAUAAGCUACUGAUAAUUGGCUUAAUAAAAGAAAGCAAAAAAGCCUGUCUCAACUUAAUCGAAAUAUGAUUUCUUAAAUAUCGCAUAUAUUGGUAUCGCACACAGCUUCAAUCGUAAUAUCAAAUAUUAUUCUAAGUAAAGCAAUUAUUCAGAACCAU